Molecule: messenger RNA, 832 nt
Organism: Paramecium primaurelia
Lineage: Eukaryota; Ciliophora; Oligohymenophorea; Peniculida; Parameciidae
Source: the annotation of a GenBank genome assembly
AUGAUAUCUUCAAAUUAGAAUGAUUUCAGAUAAUUUAGCCAAGUAGUAGAGGUUUCAUUAAACAAUAUUGAUUAAAGUCAGAAUUUAUAUGAUAGAUUUUAAGGCAUUAAUACAGAGAAUGAAUUUGAAGAAUAAAAUCAAAUUGUCUCUGUAGAAUCAAUUAGAAUUCCAUUUAAUAAAUUAGAUUUCAUUUAAUAGCCAAUAACACCUAUGAAGUUUAUAACAUAAUUUAUUAAAAUAGGAUUAUGCCUGGAUAUAUUAAAAAGAUUAAUAAUUCUUAUAAAUUCUAUAUUUUUGACCUUAUGUUGUUGGAUGCUACAAAAAUAGGAUUAUUAAAUUAGAAAUUCAUAAUUAAUUCAGAGAGUAAGGCUCUUGUUGGAAAAAUAAAAAUAUUUGAUAAUGGAAAACUUUAUGUUUUUUAAGAUGGUGGAAUGAGUCCAAAAAAAUGUACAAAUUAAUCAUUUUAUAGAAAAUAUUUGGGAAGUAUUUGUAAAUAAAAUGAAUUAAAAGUAAUUUUAAAUUUAUCUUUUAGUGUCACAUUCCAAAAAUAAAUUAAUUAAAUAAUUAAAUAUAUUCUUAUUCCCCUGUUUAUUUUAAGAAAAACAAAGAAAUCAUUUAGUAAAAUAAUUAAUUCUUUGAAUUUUAUAACAUCUUUAAAUUUAAAAAAUAAAAUUUAUGGUCAAUUAUUUACAAAAAAGAACUCACAUCAGAUCAAUUCUUGAUAAAAAUAUAAAAAAUAGAUGAAAAAACAUUUGAAGUACUUUAUACUACACCCAUUAAUCAUUUAUAAGCAUUUUAGAUAAGUAUUUCUGUAAUACAAAUUAUUUUAUGA